UUAACAUCUGUCAGUUGUCAGCUGGAUAGAUGAUCAGCUGGUCGCAUUAUGUCUCCGGUUGGUUUUGAUUAAAAAAUGUUGUAUUUUUAAAUAAACAAUGAUUGUAAUUUAUCUAGUCAUGUAAUAAUAGAAUCUAUUUGUGGUGUCAGUAGAUUUAGUGUAGUUUUAUUAAAAAUGGUUUCCAUAAUAAAAAACCAACUGUUGAAGCAUUUAUCAAGAUUUACCAAAAACCUAUCUGCCGAUAAAAUAAAUCUAAGCACAUUUAAAGGAGAAGGCGAAUUAAAAAAUUUGGAAUUAAAUGAAGAAGUACUUACAGAUUUACUUGAGCUUCCUUCAUGGCUAAGACUUACAAAAGCUCGAUCAAAUAAAGUUUCUUUUAGAGUUCAAUGGACUAAGUUAAAAAGCGUUCCAAUAGUUCUGAGCUUAGAUGAAGUAAAUAUAACAGUAGAAACAUGUGAGGAAUUAAGACCUAUGUCACCUCAAGCAGGAUUAUCUUCAUAUGCUGCAGUCCCAGGCAAAUAUAGUUUUAUUCAUAAAGUGAUUGAUGGCAUCACAGUAACUGUUAAUACAGUAAAUAUUGUGUUCAACAGUCCAGCGUUUACUGCUACUGUACAGGUUUCAAGAAUAUUGCUAGAGUCGAGGGAUCCUAAAUGGCGCAAAUGCGAUUUGAGAAUGUCUCGCCUAAAAGAGCCUGACAAAGGUCAGCUCCUUAUUUUUAAGGAAUUAACAUGGCAAACUGUUAGGAUCGAGGCUAAAUCUACAAAGGACAGCAACUUAACUCCCAUUAGAUUGCUAACUAAUCAGGCGUGGUGUAGAAUUACUAUUAAGAAAAGACUGGCAGAUUGUUUUAUUAUCGGUUCUCGCAUGGUUGUGAUAUUAGAUGACCUGUUGUGGGUCUUAACUGACUCACAACUAAAAGCCGCCUUGAAAUUCGUUGAUUCUUUGGCUGGACUAGUUCAGAAAUCUACACUUUUAGCAAGAAAAGUUAAGGCAGCUCGUAAACUAGAGGAGCUUCCAGAAUAUCAGGCUCAAGUUGCACAGCAGUCCAAGUCUCAUAUUGGUCACUCAAACGCAGCAAAAGUCUUCUCAAAAUUUGACGUAGUUGAAACCUCAUAUCAUUUUGUUACCCAGCAUAUUGUUUUACAUCUGUGUGAUGAUGUGGGGGAUGGUCGUUCUUGUCAUCCACAUUUUAAAGAGGGUGGUGCAUUACAAAUAACUGUUAACAAGUUUAAAGUUGAUUAUUAUCCGUACCAUUUAGCAAAAAGUGAUCGCAAACACUGGCCUGGUUAUAGGGAAGAAGUUACCCCUCAUGUGCAGUGGUUUAUUGAAGCUAUGUCGAAGUUUCGAACGGAAUUACUUGACCUUGUGGGGCGAAAUAAGACACAACAUACUCCUUUGAGCAGAUCUGCUAAGCCAAAUGAUCAGGGCCCAGAAGGUUGGACAGUAGUGCAUUCUGAACCCAAAGCAAAUCAACUAAGAGACCACUUAUUAUUUGAACUCAGCAAACUUAUGACUUCGUGUAUGAUCGUUAGAUUGGACGAUUUCACCAUUUAUAAAGUUACCACGCCCACAAAAAGGCCUGAACUAAAAGUGUUCAUUUCAGUCCAGUCUAAAAGGAAGGAAAAAAAUGCAGGUGACAAAGACAGGAUAUCUUUACCAGAAAAUUCUAACAUACUUCAUGCGGAAUUUAUUUACUUCUACUAUCCUAGUGAUACUGCUUUUCCUCUACCUCCCCCGAAAUUUUACGUUCAUGCCAAUCCCAUUCAAAUCUAUUUUGAUGUGGAUACAUGCUUAUGGUUGAAUUCUUUUGGUCUUACUCUCUAUCAAUCUUUGCUCUCUUCCAAACAACAGGCUUCGAGCUCAGAUAUAACGUACGUUGAUGUCAAAAUCGAAGCGAUUUUACCAAAAAUAAUUUUCGAAAGUGCAGCGGAAUAUCCUAAUCAGAGAGAUAGACCAAAAUCUUUACAUUUUAACGUAACAAGAGCUACAAUUACAAAUGUUCGCAAUUUACAGCAGUCAUCCAGAGCCGAUUUGGCCAAAUGUGUCGAAUCAUUUCAUUCAGGUUCUUUAUUUUUUGGAUCUGAUUUUCCUUCAAAAUCCGGCGACUUCUAUUUAGUAACUCAAAAAUUUCUUGAUCAUAUUACUACAAACGAUAACGUAAGAAAUACGCCUGAAGAAAUGACCUAUUCUUCAGUAAAUGCCUUGAUGGAGCUUUUAUCGAGAGAAUUGUUCUGGCGAGAUGCAAAAGAUGUAUGGAACAUUCAUUUGGAACCCGUUUGGGGCGACUUUUUGGGCGCAAAAGCGGUGGGCAGUAAUAAGCCGGUGCCAUUUUUGGACACCGUUCCUGUUACCAUUUGGCUUCACACUUGUAUGGACCCAAAUUCGACUGUAAAGUCCGAAGAGAACAAUGGUGCAAAACAUGCUGACAUCCAUGCGUUGACUUACAUAUCAACACUUAUUAGUGUUCAACUCAAUCAUUAUCAAUAUCUUUUUCUGUUGAGAUUGGCCGAAGAAGUUGCCGAAAUGACGACAUUUUUAUCCCUCGAUUCUAACAAGAUCAUGAAGACUGAUAGUAUGGGUUCUUUAAUCGUUGGUGCUGUUAUUCCACAAGUGGAAGUGACUUUUGUAAUGCCUUCACAAUGUCCAGGGAAAGAAUCGUCAGGUGGCGAUGUUGAAUCGUUUGUUCCUGAUUCGUCUAGUAUUCCUGAUGACAUGCCAUUUCAAGGAUCUUCUGCGACAAUUUUCCCACAUAGGGAUCUUACGAUCUUGGAAAAUGAGUAUAAGGAGCGAGUCCCAAACGGUGUUGGUAAUAGAAGUAUAGGGAAAAUGAAAAUGAAUAUCAAUAUGAAAGGAAUUCGUCCUGACUAUUUUAAUAAUUCGAAGAGUGAUAUAGCAGAACCUCAAAUGGACACUGGUAGCUACGUUAAUCCCAUAACAACCCCUACCACAACUCGUUAUCAGGGAUCAAUCAAUAGCAGUACAAAGAUAUCAGAAAAUUUUAAUGCGGUAGUCGGCCCAUUAGGAUUUUCAUCAAUGAAAAAGAGUUUAAAAAGUAUGAUAGAAAGUACCAUGAAGCCAAGUAUGGACGAUGCAAGCGAGACAAUGUCGAUCAAGAGCGAUGUAUCGAGCGAUUCAGAUAAUUUAGAGGUAAUUAGUGUUGUUGGAAGAGAAUUAGAAAUCGAAGAUGCAAUGUUCUAUGUCGAUCGUUUUGAAGAGAACAAGCAGAUUGAAGUGGCCAGUGAAGUUGAAGAGGACAGUUUAACAACUAUCAGUGAACGAUCUUAUACCAGUAGUUACAGGAGAAGAGAUUUGGUUUCAGUAGCAACGUUUAAGUUAAAUAAGGUCGAGUUUAUUCAGCAGUCGAACGGUUUUUCAUCGAGUAUCAAAGUACAAGUGGGAAACAUGUCCAGUGACGAGUGCUCGUCGAUACCCUGGGACGAGUUUCAAACGAAAUUUAACUCGAGAACGAAAGUAUGGUCCGAAAUAUUUUCAAAUCGCCCUGGCUUGGCCAGAAUCAAGCUUAGACUGGAUCAUACAUUAAAAAUUGAUCCUGACCCGGUCGAAAUAGCAAAGCUUGACUUCUCAGACAAAGACAUUCAACGUAAACUGUUCGAUGAUUUUCUAAGCGUUCAAGCCAACGGUUUAAAUCUUACCCUGUGCAUGAGCGUGGUAACUGGUUUGGCUGACUUUUUCGAAGACGAAAUAUACCCCAUACCACUGCCGAUGGUGGUUUCCUUAAAAAAUAUAGCGUUACAUUUGAACGAAGAUAGGCCUCCAACGAAUAUAACUUCGCCUGGACCUAUUCCCAUCGACCUAAAUAUAACUGAAUUGUUUAUUAAAAGAAACGAAGAUGGUGUGUUCCACAUCGAACCAAUGAAAAUUAACAAGGAAAACGAAAAUGCUUCAAUAAGUAAUGAAGUCGAAUCUCUUCGAUCGAUAGUGCAAGAGUUACAAUUAGAAAACAAGGACUUAAGACGUCAUAUGGAAACGUUCGAGCAAGUAUCAAAAGAAAAUAUGGAUCUACAUAGAUAUAAAGAAGAAUAUGAAAGCAUGCGUCAUGCCCUUAUUAUGGCCGAAAGCAAAGUAACGGAGAUGGACGAAAAGUAUACAAAGUUGUUAGCGUUUAUAAGUCCGGAAUGUUCCCAGUGUGACGGAAACAGAUAGCAAUGUUGCUUCCGGUGUACCUUUUGCUGUUAUAACAGAAAGAUUUCUUAGGUCGACAGUCCCUAGUCUUUUAAGUACAGUAGAAAGGAACCGCUUUACGAAGUUUAUACAUAUUAUACAUAUACUAUAUUAUACAUAUGCAUACGAUAUACAUAAAACAUACAUAAUAGAUGUACUUAUUUACAGGGUGAUUUAAGUUUAAGAUUAUAGUAUGAUAUUAAUAAUAAAUAACUAUUACAAUUACACGAAAGUAUAUAUUUAUAAAUUAAACUCAAGAAAUUUUUAAUAUGGUUGAUUUUAAAGAAGCCAAAUAAUGACUUGUAUUGGCUAUUAAUGAUUUCGGUUCGUAAAUGUAAUACAAAAGUUAAUUUCUGUGUUCUUUCCUUUUAGAAACAAUGUAUCGCUUUAAAUCACCCUGUAAAGUUUAGCUAGAGGGGAAAAAUUGACAUAAACCAUGCGUAGAGAAAAACUAACAAAGAGACUGAUUACUGAAAAAUAUUUUCAUGCAACAAAAUAUGCAGGACAAGACGUGAUUUGGAACCUUUUCUUUUUGUUUAUUUUCAAUAAUUUUUUGUCAUAAAAAUUUUUUUACUCAAACAAUUACGAAAAUUAUUGUAGAUACGCUCCAUAGUUUAAAUAUUUUUUAUAAUAUUGAGUGUUCAUGUUUUUGUUGUUGAUUUUAUCGAAAAUUUCUGUUCGUUAUUACUUAUAUAGUUAGUGUUAAAGUGGGUAAAAAUUUUUAGCAAAUUUUCUAAUAGUUAACUAUAAUUAAGAUGAAAUAAUUUAAAUUUGUAGGAAUUAUUAAAUUUAAUCCUUUUCCUAUGUAAAUAAACGAAAAAACUCUAUUUCAUAUAUUACUUCCUUUUGAAAAUUAUAGUUGUAAAGGCAUGAGAAUUGAAUGAGAUUGUUUCCUACAAAUAAACAAUAAUUCCAAAGAUAA
This is a messenger RNA of Agrilus planipennis (emerald ash borer), 5104 nucleotides long. RefSeq names its product UHRF1-binding protein 1-like. NCBI's taxonomy places the organism in Eukaryota, Metazoa, Arthropoda, Insecta, Coleoptera, Buprestidae. The coding region runs from base 175 to 4164 and encodes 1329 amino acids. The record is from RefSeq and is a predicted model, not a curated record. The transcript is spliced from 20 exons.